This is a messenger RNA of Aureobasidium musti, 3582 nucleotides long. NCBI's taxonomy places the organism in Eukaryota, Fungi, Ascomycota, Dothideomycetes, Dothideales, Saccotheciaceae. The record is from the annotation of a GenBank genome assembly.
AUGUCAGACACACGCUCCCAACCAUCUUCCCGGCCGCAAUCGGCCCACUCAGUCCAUUCAUCACGAUCGCACCAAUCCGCAUCCCGCAAUGCCAACGACGAAACUACUCCCCUACUAGCCACCAACAAUGAUCAGAAUGUCGAAGCACAGGAUCAAACCGAACCUUCAGCCGAGUCAACAUCUCAGUCACGCUCGCCUGCCGUAACUCGCCUGCUGAACCUCUUUCAACCUCAGUCUAAGGGUCAACCAAGAUGGUCCAGUCUGUUAGCUCUGCUACUGCUUUGCAUUGUUGUAGUACUCAUUAUGGUCCUGGGAUUUCUGGCUCCAUCCAAGGUGCAAGAAUAUGCUGUUGAAGCCGCCAUAUUCGAGCCUACAAGCUUGUCCAUACACUCCUUCACUACCACAGGCGUCACGGCUAGAAUACAAGGUGACUUCUCUAUGCGCGCCGAAAAUGUCAAGGAUAAGUCUGUUCGCCGCUUUGGUCGCUUCGGUACUUGGAUUGCCAGAAAGGUCGAGACUGGCCAAUCGUCUGUUCAGGUCACCCUACCAGACUAUAAGGACGCUCUCCUGGGAACCGCUGAGAUACCAUCUAUUGUAGCUGACAUUCGCAAUGGUCAUACCACUCAUAUCGACUUUCUGACCGAGUUGUCUCCCGGGAACACCGAUGCCAUAAGACGUCUUGCCAAAGACUUCAUCGAUGGAAAGUUACAGGAGCUACGCGUAUCUGCUGAGGCUUCGGUCCCUGUGAAGUCUGGGCUUAUAAAUCUGGGGAGACAAAUUGUAUCGCGAGCUAUGGCUUUUGGGAACGAUAAGAUACCCACCUUGCCAGAGUAUAAGAUUCAUAAGCUCAACUUCCGUGAAGUCGAACUUCCUGAUCUUCAGCGUGCUAUGGUAGCUGAUGUCGCCGUUGAGCUCGGCAAUGACUAUCCAUUGGAUUUCACAAUUCCCCCUCUUGGCUUCGCUAUUCUUGUUGACAACUGCCGGCCCUCGCAACCUCUCAUUCAGCUGGCCGAUGCCACAACACCAAGUCUCUCUGUCAGACCGGAGGAGAAUCUGAAUGUCAGUGUCUCUGGUUUUGUAAGAAGACUACCUCAAGUUUUCACCCAAGCUUGCCCCGGUUCUCACGAAUCACCCCUUGACAAUCUGCUUGGCGGAUAUAUCCAUGGAAACGACACUACCGUAUAUGUCAGAGGCUCGGACUCUCCAUCCCUGGACACACCUCGGUGGAUCACAGACCUCAUGUCGGAUAUAACGGUGCCAGUUCCUUUCCCUGGACACACCUUUGGGCACCUAAUCAGGAACUUCACCAUGGCCGAUGUCCACUUCGGAUUACCCGAUCCGUUUGCGGAGCCUAACAGCCCAGAAGCACAACCCAGGAUAUCUGCAGUUAUCAAGGCGCUGGUCGCUCUUCCAGAGGAGAUGAACUUCAACAUCAGUGUUGGUCGCGUCAGAGCGAAUGCAGAUGUGUUUUACCAUGGCUCCAAGCUGGGAUACCUUGAUUUGAGUAAAUGGCAANAGGCAAACUCAACCCGGAUCGCUUCGGCCAAGGACCAAGGGCCUCUUCUGGCAGUACAGUCAGCGAUCGAAAAGGCUCCUCUGACUGUGACGGAUGAUGAUGUUUUCACCGAUGUGUUGAACGCACUGCUCUUUGGUGGCAAGGGAGUUGAGUUGGGCAUUAAAGCGGAUGUUGAUGUCGAGAUGGAGACAGCGCUUGGUCAAUUGGCUGUCAGGAAGAUUCCUGCCGAAGGCUCUGUGCCUGUCAAACCCAUCAAACGAGGCGGUGUCGGCUCCUUCACGCCGAAGAUCGGCAAUCUACAAAUACUGGAUACGGGCAAGACUUCUCUGACCCUCACCGCAUUGGUCAAUUUCACAAAUCCUACCGAAUACAGCGCCACUGUUCCUUUCGUCGACAUCAAUAUCUUGACAAACGGCACAUUACUUGGACAUGCGACAGCGAAAGAUGUGACCGUUGUGCCUGGAAACAAUACCAACAUUCUCGUCACAGCCGUAUGGGAUCCUCGAACCCUGGGUGGCGAGGAAGGCCAUCGGGUUGGUGUCGAGUUUUUGUCUCAAUACAUUUCCGCACAACCAUCCCUCGGUCGUGCCUUGUCUAAGUUUGGAGUUGACCUUCCAACUCCAAAUCUGAGAGGCGGCGGCGGCGGUGGUGGUGAUGGCGACAAGGAUGAGAAGCAUUUCAUCCAGGAUGCUACGACAUCAACGCUCUAUGUCACAUAUAUCAAUGCGACAGCCUUUUAUCAUGAGGAUGCAGUUGGACACAUCGUCUAUGAUUUGCCAUUUGCCGUGCCUCCGGGUUCCUCGACAUCGCCGCGUUUGCCAGUCGACUUUGGCUCCAUUGGCUAUGAUGAGGUCAAAGGAGCGCUGGGUGGGUCGCUCAAAAUGGCAGCGAAAGCGACGGUAGGGUCGCAGGCAGGCAAUCGCAAGCGCACGUCGCGCCGGUCGCACACCAAUCUCGCCAACCUCAGACUGGCUCCUCUUUCACGAGACAUUAGCCCUGUAGAUGAUGGUAUCUCGUCGUCGAUAUGGCCACACACAUCCUACAUUGAAGGCAAAUCAGCGCCUACGACACCGAGCAUCCUCGGUCGCAGCUCGAGUCGGCGACAGCUAGGCGGCGCCGGUCUGAGCCGCAAACUGUCUAUCCACGAUGCCGAGUACGAUCCUGUCCUAAUCACGUCUCACGGUGUUCCUCGAAGUGCUCUAUGUCCAGAUGCGGGAGACCACAUCAUGCCCAAGGCGAAGAGCGAGGCUGCCUUGAAUCAGAGGCCUACUCGUGCUGGUCUGCCCAAGCUACGCACACCUCUGCUUCAUCCGCUCUCUGCCUCUCUUGCCGUCAAACCACACGAUAAACAACACGACAAUGACUGGUUCACUCGUGCGGGCUUAGCCACUACAUCCAUGUUACGUGAAUCCAAGGGACAAUCGUGGCUGGCCUCACGCCAUUCUUCGACAUCAUUACAACUCGUGCACUCCUCGGACGACGAAGAAGAUGCUUUGGCUAGCAAGAGAGCUGUCUCGCUACAACGCCUCCAUUUCGCAGACGAUGAGUUCAGUCCCGAGACACCGCGUGCGACCAGCCGAUGGGGCAGUAGGUUUGGGAGUCGCGCUGCUAGUGCUCGCAACAGUCGUCGUGGCAGCAGAGUUGGCUUGGACUCGCCGCAACUUGAUCGCGAUCCCUCCGAUUACUUUGGCAGUGCUGCUACACAGCCUCAGAUUUCUGUUAGACCUGACUUUGUCGACCCACGAGACAACUCUGAUGAUGAGGACCCUGAGCAAGAGGUUGCUAGACUGGCGAGAGAGGCUUCAUUCGGUUUUGGCCCUUUCAUUGAUCGUCUUGUUGGUUGGACAUUGUUCGAUGUCACAGAAGAUAGAGAGGCUACUGAAAACGAGACUGAGGACGAAACUCCUACUGCACACGAGAGAGCCGUGCAUAAACCUGUACAACCACCGUCUCCCCCCAGACCCAGACAAGCAGUUGCUGGUGCAGACCGGCAGGGCGAUGCUGAAGAAGGUGGAUGGAGUGAUGCAGCUUGGCUGCUGGGUGUUGCCUCAAAGGUCUUGCUAUGA